AUGGCACCGAGGUUGGGAAUCUUUCUGAUUUGGGCUGGAGCCUGUGUCUUUCUACAACUGGACCAUGUGGAUGGAGACUAUGUCCAAUGUGUCUUUCCCUUUAUCUAUUGUGGUCAAACAUAUGACAAUUGCACAACUACUGGGAGUGUGUUUGGGAUGCCUUGGUGUUCAGUCACUCCUAACUAUGAUGAGGAUGGAAGUUGGAAAUAUUGCUAG
Messenger RNA from Diceros bicornis minor, 216 nucleotides. RefSeq names its product seminal plasma protein HSP-1-like. The transcript is spliced from 2 exons. Gene Ontology annotation, cellular component: cell surface. The record is from RefSeq and is a predicted model, not a curated record. Gene Ontology annotation, molecular function: heparin binding. Bases 1 to 216 code for a protein of 71 amino acids. Lineage: Eukaryota; Metazoa; Chordata; Mammalia; Perissodactyla; Rhinocerotidae.